UAAAUGUUGGUUGGGUUGUUAUUUACUUGUAUCAUCCCUACUCUGCCUACAUUUUUACACAAAAAUUUAAAAAAUAAUUUUGUAAAACAAAGAGUUAAGAGCUCGCAUUUAUAUGUAUUACUAAUCACUUCAUAUUAGUAAUGUCGCUAGUGGAGGCAUAUCGGUCGAACUGGCUGAUAGCCACUUUUGGAUGCAUACUUCUAAUUGCUGGACUCUCUGUCCUCUCCUGGAACGAGGGCCGAGCGGUGCACAGAACUUUGUCACUAGAUGAAGCUUUGAACGAUGCAAUAACGCUGGAUUCUAAUGACGAAUUAGAUUACAACUAUAAUGGGCGCAUAGUGCAUUUAACCGGUGCCAUAGUGAUUGGAGAGCCACUUACCGAACCAGACUAUAAUAUUCAAGUUUUAGCGGUAAAGUUGAAGCGACGAGUACAAAUGUUCCAGUGGGUAGAAGAGACAGUUGAACAUAACUACGGUGAGAGUAUUGCGUCUGUACAAACCGAAAGUCGCUCGUAUUAUUACUAUACGGAAUGGCGGGAUAAAUUAAUUGACUCCCGAAAUUUUUACAUACAAACUGGUCACCAAAAUCCCAAUCGUUUCCCCGUGGAAAGUCAAACGCAAAUCGCCGAUGCAGCGUUUAUAGGAAAAUACGAGUUGGGUAGCGAAAUAAAAAAUAAAUUUACAAACUAUGUGGAGUUAACAUCAGACACAAGGCCAGAAGAUCCUACGAUCAAAAUGCAUUUAGGACUCUACUACCACACGAACGAUGUUUUCAAUCCGGAAAUAGGCGACACACGCUUAUUAUUUUCUUUUGCUGGAAUGGAGGGUGAAGUAUAUACUGUAGUUGGGAAAUUGGCGAAUAACAAAAUAUUACCAUACCGCACUAGUAGAGGAGUUGAUGUUCUGCUCGUAUACAGCGGUGAACUCGGUCUAGGUGAAGUAUUUAAGUUGGAGCAUCAUGCCCAACGACUAACAACAUGGGGCUAUCGCUUUAUGGGUUGGGUACUUGUUUUCUUCGGUGUAACUUGCACAUCUACACUUUUACAUAUUAUUCUAAGUCAUAUUAAUUUUCUCGCCGCAUUGGCGCCGGAUCCACUCUAUCCCGUUGGCGCCAACCUAUUUCUGUCACUUUCAAUCGCCUUGAUCAUUGCUUCCAUCGCUUGGAUAUUGCAUCGGCCAAUGAUUGGAGCUAGUUUAUUAUUUGCUGCCGCCUCACCAUUUGUGUGGUGUGCUCGUAGUGUAGCAAAUUACCAACCCAUGAAUUAAAAGUUUUGAUUUAGUUUUUGAAGUUGA
Molecule: messenger RNA, 1292 nt
Organism: Rhagoletis pomonella (apple maggot)
Lineage: Eukaryota; Metazoa; Arthropoda; Insecta; Diptera; Tephritidae
Gene: Tmem43
Product: transmembrane protein 43 homolog
Exons: 5
Coding region: 141-1265 (374 amino acids)
Biological process (GO): nuclear membrane organization
Cellular component (GO): nuclear inner membrane
Source: RefSeq, a predicted model, not a curated record